AACGGCGUGCGUCCUGGCCGACGCUAACCACCGCCUUUCCUACUUGAACAGAGCACAUUGCACGAUCGUCACACACGGACCAAGCACACUAGGUGCAACUACUAGUUUUCCGUGGCCCCAUUCCUUGAACAGCCAUGCGUCGCCUUCUUGGUUCCAGGGCUGCUCCCGCCAAGGGUAAAGAACGCCAACGAUAUCCGGAAGACCAAACUGACACUUCUGCCGCCUCCAUGGAAGUUCUCGUACAAAGAGAAACCUACACCUCAGACGACCAAAACAGUUCCCAGCCGCUCUCCAGCACUUCAACACUCAUCCCUCCGUCACCGUCUGGUUCAGUGCAAGGACAGCUUCCGCCUGGUAUCCGCGUACCGGCACAUCCCUACCCAUAUUGGCACCAUCAUACAGCCUCUUCUUCUCAAAGCAGCCUAGAGUCCCCAGUGACACCAUCCCAUGUCUCUUGGCUCAGUGGGUCCAACUCCAGUCCCGCUGGUCCGUCAACAUCAACAGCAACGUCAAAUCCCGCACCCGCACCUGCAUCCGCUCCUACCGCUGGCCGGUCAUCUCCGAACCUAUUCUUCCCACCACCGCCCGCAACCGCUCCUCCUCCUAAUGCUAGUAGGUCCAAGCUAAUAUACCCCGUCAAGAGCACACACUCCCUGCGUGUCCCCGUCCAAGAGUUUUGCGGACAACCACUUUCCCCUAUUGUAGAACAAGAUUACAUGUCUCCUGAGAAACGACCUGUCUCAUUGCCCAGCUCCAGUUACGACGGCUCAGGUGCAAGGACUAGCACGACUCAGACCAUGAUGACGCCUAUUAGCACUUCUGCGCCCACACCGGUCACUCCUAUGCCCUUGAACCCAAUAUUUUCUCUAGCAGGUGGAACGGAACCAAUAGCUCCGGGUCCUGCGUAUGGUGGUGUCGUCCCAUUCGUAAAGAAGAAGGAAGAAGAAGGCGGGGAUUCGCCUCGCCCGUCCCCUGUAUUCUCAACUUUUUUAUCCCGGCCUUUAAACCGCACUGUCAGUUUGUCGUCCGCAAGGACCCAUCAAUCCAGUAUUUCUUCUUCAACACCUCCUGUCAUACCACCGCUUGAUCUGCGUCCCUCAUUUCCUGGCCCUUUUCUGCCUACUACCACACCAACCUCGCUUACGUUCCCAGGUUUCGCAGAUGGAGUUGGUGCAGGCGACGAGGAAUCCAGUUCAGACCGUCGUGUCAGUUAUAUUACUGCCAGGUCAACCGGCGCACGGGAGAGUCGUUACUCGGGCACGCAGCAAGAACACUUUGUGGAUGCUGAGAGCAACUUUGACACACCAAGCACUGAUAGGCGUUCUCAACGGUUACCGCAUACGCCCAAAGGCAGCCCUCCGUGUCCACCUGACAUACCUCGGACUCAACUACCACACCCUCCACCACCUGUACACCUUUCAGAUGUGAUCUCGCCAUUCUACCCUCAACAGGCUGGUCAGUCAGAAUACCCUCCUCGACCUUCUGCUCCGAGCCUUCGAUCUCUUACUUCCCUCCCAUCCGCGUCUUCCUCGUUUAUCGACAGACGCUUCGCCGACUCAGACUUGUAUAUUGGUUCCGCAGCCGAGCGUGCAAGCGCGCGGCAGGCAGGCCAGCGAUACCCAUCCCAGAAAGGCGGUCUGGAUACCGUUAAGCUUCUCUUCUGGGUCGGUUUCAUCGCUCCGUGGUGCUGGCUAAUCGGAGGGUGGAUGGUCGAAUCACGGAACCCACCGCUGUACCCGUCCCGCUCUCGCGGUGGAAGCCUUCUACCCACGUGGACGACUGGAAAGGGCAAAAGCGUGCCGCAGAACGCAAGCUCCGUUAGUAUGCAUACACAUGGCUACCCGAUCUUCACGCCGUCCGUGGCAAGCUUGAUGCCCCCUUCUUACUCACGCGUCGUGCUCGCGCCAAAGCCUCUCAGACCUGUAAAGAACCCAUGGGUACGUCGGUGCAGAAUCGCAGCUGUCACCAGUGGAGUGAUCAUUCUCGUCGCCUUCGUGAUUACGUUUGUCGUUGUCGGUCAGAAUUAAGAACUAUCGCUGUCGCGGGCGAUAGCCCUGGACUGGAUACAAAAUGCAUUGAAAUGACCCGCAGCUUUUAAUCACUGUAUUAAUACGCACAGAUUCGUAUUCUCUAUCUCAAACCGUGCGACCAUACACUUAGGUAUAUACUGCAAUAUUGUCACAUACAUUCAUUUGGGACUGUAAUAGUAUGUACAGUGAGCGAGGUCCUGAACAACUCAAU
This is a messenger RNA of Pisolithus orientalis, 2241 nucleotides long. RefSeq lists its product as uncharacterized. NCBI's taxonomy places the organism in Eukaryota, Fungi, Basidiomycota, Agaricomycetes, Boletales, Pisolithaceae. The transcript is spliced from 2 exons. Bases 135 to 2027 code for a protein of 630 amino acids. The record is from RefSeq and is a predicted model, not a curated record.